AUGUUUCAGAAUAAGGAUAAGUAUUUUUUGGAUAGCGCUAAUAAAAUAAGUCUUUUUUUCGAGUCUGAAGCUCUGGAAGAAGAUGGAAAAUUGAAGGUUCAUCCAAGAGUGUCGUUAAACAAAGUAGGUCAUGCUCUUCAUUGGUUACACCCUACUUUCAAAAAGUACACAUUCGAUGAAAGAGUCAAAGAAGUUGCUUUUCAAUUAAACUAUGAGGAACCGGUGGUGUGUCAAUCAAUGUACAUUUACAAAAAUCCUGGAAUAGGCUCGGAGGUUACGAUGCAUCAGGACGCAUCGUAUUUAUAUGUUGAGCCAAUGAAACUCGUGGGUUUUUGGAUUGCAUUGGAAGAUGCAACACUAGAGAACGGAUGUCUAUGGAUCGCCCCAGGUUCACAUCAGAGUGGAAUACAUAGGCGUUAUAUGAGAAAUAAAGAUUCAAAUUCUCAAGAAUUACUAAUUUUCGAUAGGCCAGCGCCUUGUUAUCCAUUAAGUAAUUUCAGACCAGUACCAGUACGCAAAGGAACUUGUAUUCUUAUCCAUGGUCAUGUGGUUCAUUUUUCUUAUCCAAACAAGAGUGAAACCUCGAGACACGCUUACACUUUUCAUGUGAUUGAGACGAAACAUGUAUCGUACUCGAAGGAAAAUUGGCUUCAACCUCCUGCUGAAGGUUUCGCGAGUCUUUAUAAAAAUUAAAUAUAUUGUAUUAACUGUGUUAAGAAAUCCAUUGUUUAUUACACAAUCGUAUUAUACUUCACAAUAUUCGU
Trachymyrmex cornetzi is the source of this 764-nucleotide messenger RNA. Its product is annotated as phytanoyl-CoA dioxygenase-like. NCBI's taxonomy places the organism in Eukaryota, Metazoa, Arthropoda, Insecta, Hymenoptera, Formicidae. Bases 1 to 693 code for a protein of 230 amino acids. The record is from RefSeq and is a predicted model, not a curated record. The transcript is spliced from 3 exons.